AUGUCACAGCCCUCAAGUGGAUCGUGGUACGACACCCUCACUUCAACACCCGUACUGAUCGCAACAGCCGUAGGAGUUUCUUUCGCCGCCAUCUUCGCUGCGACUUCCUCCUCUUCCAAGACUACUCAACAGGUUAAGGGACAAGUUAAAGAAGUUAAGAACGCUGCUGUGAACGCUGCUGACGCCAAAGGAAAGGCCGCACAAGCUGGAGCAUCAAUUAUGUCUGCGCCUGCUGCCGAUUUAGCUCCUCCUAAGGAUGACCCCAUCCCCGCCUCUGAACUAUCUCAAUACGAUGGCUCGGACCCUUCCAAACCCAUCUACGUAGCUAUCAAGGGACGUGUCUUUGAUGUGAGCAAUAAAGCGGAGAUGUACGGAAAAGGAAAAGGGUAUAAUAUUUUUGCGGGAAGAGAUGCAAGUAAAGGCCUUGGAAUGUCAUCACUUGAUAUCAAAGAUGCCGUGCCGGAUUAUUCAUCUCUCAAUGAAUCUCAGUUGAAUACCUUGAAUCAAUGGGAAUCAUUCUUUGAGAAGCGAUACAAUGUUGUCGGUAAAGUCGUUCCAUGA
Messenger RNA from Kwoniella botswanensis, 561 nucleotides. RefSeq lists its product as uncharacterized. The coding region runs from base 1 to 561 and encodes 186 amino acids. NCBI's taxonomy places the organism in Eukaryota, Fungi, Basidiomycota, Tremellomycetes, Tremellales, Cryptococcaceae. The transcript is spliced from 5 exons. The record is from RefSeq and is a predicted model, not a curated record. Gene Ontology annotation, cellular component: endomembrane system; endoplasmic reticulum; membrane.